Messenger RNA from Pecten maximus, 786 nucleotides. Its product is annotated as homeobox protein 8-like. The transcript has 2 exons. The record is from RefSeq and is a predicted model, not a curated record. Lineage: Eukaryota; Metazoa; Mollusca; Bivalvia; Pectinida; Pectinidae. Bases 1 to 786 code for a protein of 261 amino acids.
AUGAUCCAGUUCCACGCUAACCUGGAAAUAGAGAAUACCAAAACAAAUAAACAGGAAGUAGAGAAUACCAAAACAAAUAAACAGGAAGUAGAGAAUACCAAAACAAAUAUACAGGAAAUAGAGAAUACCAAAACAAAUAUACAGGAAGUAGAGAAUACCAAAACAAAUAUACAGGAAGUAGAGAAUACCAAAACAAAUAUACAGGAAGUAGAGAAUACCAAAACAAAUAUACAGGAAGUAGAGAAUACCAAAACAAAUAUACAGGAAGUAGAGAAUACCAAAACAAAUAAACAGGAAGUAGAGAAUACCAAAACAAAUAUACAGGAAGUAGAGAAUACCAAAACAAAUAUACAGGAAGUAGAGAAUACCAAAACAAAUAAACAGGAAGUAGAGAAUACCAAAACAAAUAUACAGGAAGUAGAGAAUACCAAAACAAAUAUACAGGAAGUAGAGAAUACCAAAACAAAUAUACAGGAAGUAGAGAAUACCAAAACAAAUAAACAGGAAGUAGAGAAUACCAAAACAAAUAUACAGGAAGUAGAGAAUACCAAAACAAAUAUACAGGAAGUAGAGAAUACCAAAACAAAUAUACAGGAAGUAGAGAAUACCAAAACAAAUAAACAGGAAGUAGAGAAUACCAAAGCAAAUAAACAGGAAAUAGAGAAUACCAAAGCAAAUAAAAAGCAAAUAGAGAAUACCAAAGCAAAUAAACAGGAAAUAGAGAAUACUAAAACAAAUAAAGAGGAAAUAGAGAAUACUAAAACAGAUAAACAGGAAGUAAAAUAG